This is a messenger RNA of Cavia porcellus (domestic guinea pig), 1578 nucleotides long. RefSeq names its product enoyl-CoA hydratase domain containing 2 (gene Echdc2). The record is from RefSeq and is a predicted model, not a curated record. The transcript is spliced from 10 exons. Gene Ontology annotation, molecular function: catalytic activity. Lineage: Eukaryota; Metazoa; Chordata; Mammalia; Rodentia; Caviidae. Bases 146 to 1060 code for a protein of 304 amino acids. Gene Ontology annotation, biological process: fatty acid beta-oxidation. Gene Ontology annotation, cellular component: mitochondrion.
GAAGCCUCGCCCCGGAUCCCAUGGAGGCGCUAGGCUUCCCGCCUGGACCUCGGGGCACAGCUGCGACGGCCCCUCGGCCCAUAGGUGGAGCCGUUUCCCAGGCCUCGCGGCCGCCGGAACUCAGUGCGCAGCGGAGCCGGCUGGGAUGGGCCCCCUCUGCGCCUCCGCGGCCCGCGCCCCGAUGCUGCGCGCGCUGCGCCUCCCGCGCCUCUGGGGGCCUCUCGGGGCCCGCGGCAGCGCCUCGGACGGGACCGCUGGAGGCCGCGAGAUCCAAGUGCGCACCCUGGAGGGUCCGGACCAAGGAAUCACAGAGAUUCUGAUGAACAGACCUGGGGCCCGCAAUGCCCUGGGCUACGUCUUUGUGAGUGAGCUGCAGAAUGCUGUGGCCCAGCUGCGGGAGGACCAGCGUGUGCGCGUCCUGCUCCUCCGGAGCGCCGUGAAGGGUGUGUUCUGUGCAGGUGCUGACCUGAAGGAGCGGGAGCAGAUGAGCGCCACGGAGGUGGGGGUCUUUGUCCAGAGACUCCGAGGCCUGAUGAGUGAGAUCGCAGCCUUCCCUGCGCCCACCAUUGCGGCUAUGGAUGGCUUUGCCUUGGGCGGAGGCCUGGAGCUGGCCCUGGCCUGUGACCUCCGAGUGGCAGCUUCCACAGCGGUCAUGGGGCUGAUUGAGACCACUCGAGGGCUGCUGCCUGGGGCAGGAGGGACUCAAAGGCUGCCCCGCUGCCUGGGGGUGGCCCUGGCAAAAGAACUUAUCUUCACCGGCCGGCGACUGACUGGGGUACAGGCCCACACUCUGGGGCUGGUGAACCACACUGUGGAGCAGAACGAGGAGGGUGAUGCUGCCUACCAGCGAGCUCGAGCCCUGGCCCAAGAGAUACUGCCCCAGGCCCCCAUUGCUGUGCGGCUGGGCAAAGUAGCCAUCGACCGAGGGAUGGAGGUGGACAUUGCAUCAGGAAUGGCCAUUGAAGAGAUGUGCUAUGCCCAGAACAUCCCCACCCGGGACCGGCUGGAGGGCAUGGCAGCCUUCAGGGAGAAGCGGCCCCCGAAGUUCGUGGGCAAGUGACCUCGCCCACGGGCGCUCAUCCCAGCACCUCGCUGGCCUUCAGUUUCUUCACAAGGAAGUGACAGAUACGAAAUGAAUGACCUGGUACGAAGGCGCUGCCCAUAUGGUCACGGCUGCCUUCCUUGCUCCUACCCUACGUAGAGAGUCACUGGUGCUGGCUUGCUUUGGAGAAUGCUUGGUUCUCCCGAUGUAAACGAUAAAACUCCAGGUUAAAGCAGCCCUGUCUCUGGGUGGGUGGCUCUCAGGCCCUGGCUCUGGCCUCUUCACCGAUGUGCUUUCACGAGGGACAGCAAGAGGCUGUAAAAAGCUCCUUGUUUCUUCCUUUGGACAAGAGAGAUUCAGUCAGUCUGGCACUAAUUGAGCCAGUAUCAGAACUUGGACCUUCGGGUCUAGUUACUGUAUGCUGUAUAACCUUGAAACCUGCUAACCUCUACAGGCUUCACCUUUGUUAUCUGCACCAUGAAUCUCUGUGAAGAUUUUUAAGCUCUCACUUUCAAUAAACAUGUUGUAACUAUUAA